Aspergillus ochraceoroseus IBT 24754 is the source of this 3336-nucleotide messenger RNA. RefSeq names its product vacuolar protein sorting-associated protein 35. Bases 249 to 2864 code for a protein of 871 amino acids. The record is from RefSeq and is a predicted model, not a curated record. Gene Ontology annotation, cellular component: late endosome; retromer, cargo-selective complex; retromer complex. Lineage: Eukaryota; Fungi; Ascomycota; Eurotiomycetes; Eurotiales; Aspergillaceae. The transcript is spliced from 5 exons. Gene Ontology annotation, biological process: intracellular protein transport; retrograde transport, endosome to Golgi.
UUUCUUAUGAAUUAACUUCUUUUCCUCUUUGUACAUCGAAACUUAACCUCCCUGCGAUCCUCUCUCUCUCUCCCUCCGCUGUCGUCCCUCUCUACCCUCCUCACUUUCGUCAUUGAACCACUGCUUGCUCCACUCCCCUCCCCCUGUGCUGUUUACCGCCUAAAUCCCCCAAAGGCCACUGCUCCGACAACGCCUAGUUCUCUAUCGUUGAGUCCGCAUUCCCCUCUUGUCAGAGCAGAUCACCCACGAUGGCAACCCCGGUAGUGGUUCCCGAAGACCAGAGUCGUCUCCUGGAGGAGGCAUUGGGGGUGGUGCGCCAACAGUCGGCUAUGAUGCGAAAAUGUCUAGAGACACCGGGGAAGUUAAUGGAUGCGCUCAAGUGCGGGUCUACACUUGUCUCUGAGCUGCGGACACCUAGCUUGGGGCCCAAGCAAUACUACGAAUUGUACAUGGCCGUCUUCGAUGCCCUUCGACACCUCUCCGUAUACCUGAAAGAGAACCACCCCGUCAAUCACUUGGCAGACCUGUACGAAUUGGUCCAAUAUGCAGGCAAUAUUAUCCCACGACUCUACCUUAUGAUCACCGUCGGAACCGUGUACAUGUCCGUGGAGGAUGCCCCGGUCAAGGAGAUUAUGAAGGAUAUGAUGGAGAUGAGCCGAGGCGUGCAGCACCCCAUUCGCGGAUUGUUCCUGCGAUACUAUCUGUCCGGCCAAGCGAGGGAUUAUCUCCCCACGGGGACCGGGGAUGGUCCUGAGGGUAACCUUCAGGAUUCGAUCAACUUCAUUCUGACCAAUUUCGUGGAAAUGAAUAAGCUUUGGGUGCGGCUUCAGCACCAGGGUCCCUCUCGGGAGCGGGAGAAGCGCAUGCAGGAGCGCCGGGAGCUGGAGUUGUUGGUUGGGAGCAACAUUGUGCGCCUGAGCCAAUUGGUGGAUCUGGAAACGUACAAGUCUGGUAUUCUGCAGGCGCUUCUGGAGCAGGUUGUUCAGUGCCGGGAUGUCUUGGCGCAGGAGUAUUUGCUUGAAGUCAUUACCAAGGUGUUUCCCGAUGAAUUCCACCUCCACACGCUUGACCUGUUGCUCUCAGCAAUUGCACGACUCAACCCACAUGUGGAUCUGAAGAAGAUUGUUAUCGGACUGAUGGAUCGCCUCUCAUCUUAUGCGGCCCGGGAAGCAGAGUCCUCUAUCGAUCUAGACACCAAAACACAGAAAGAAGAAGAAGCUGUCACGAAGCUCCUCGAAGACCUCAAAGUUUCCGACGAGCCCAAGGAUAAGAAGCCCGAGGAUGCUCCUACCUCAGCCCCUGCUAAGGAGAACGGCGUAGAGCAGACUUCGGAAGGGACAGAGGACUCGAAGCCUACAGAAGGGCCAGCACCAAAUGGUGCAAGUAAUAGUGGUAAGACUCGUGUCCCGGCAGAUGUCAAAUUGUACGACAUAUUCUACGAACAAGUCGUCAACCUUAUCAAGUCCCGAGGGCUCGCCAUUCAAGAUACCAUGGCGCUGCUGGUUUCACUCGUCAAUCUUGCGCUCAACACCUACCCAAACCAAUUGGAGUAUGUCGACCAGGUUCUCGAUUUCGCUACAAAACAGACCGCGGAGUACACCGACCACGCAGACUUGCACUCUGCACCAACCCAACAAAACCUCCUGCAUCUCCUCACUGCUCCUCUUCGCUCCUACGUUUCGAUUUUCACAGCGUUGGCUCUCCCACAUUAUCUCUCGCUUUUGGCUUCUCAGUCUUACCCUACUCGACGAUCUGUGGCAGGUGAGAUCGCUCGAAGUCUUCUUAAGAACCAAACCCUUGUCACAACCACAGAGAACCUGGACCGUGUCCUGCAAGCUCUCAAGGUUUUGAUUAAAGAGGGAACACAGCAAGGUGCAGGAUAUCCUGGCUUGCAGUCUCAACGACGAGGCGAAACGGAUGAGACUAUUGAGGAGCAAGGGUGGCUGGCAAGAAUCGUCCAUUUGAUACACGCCCCAGAAAACGACACUCAGCUCAAGCUCCUCCAAGCCAUUAGAAAAGCGUACCUAGAGGGCAAUGAGAGAAUCCGAUACACAAUCCCCGCCAUCAUCAGCUCUUCGAUCCGCCUCGCACGGAAACUUAAGUCCCGUGAGCACUAUGAUGACAACUGGCAAUCACAGUCGUCAGCACUCUACCGAUUUAUGCACCAGUGUGUCAACAACUUAUACCAGCGCGUCAACCCAGGUUGCGCCGAUCUAGCACUGCGACUAUUCGUCAUGUGCGGCGAGGUAGCAGAUCAGACCGGCUUCGAAGAAUUCAGUUACGAGUUCUUUGCGCAAGCCUUCACCAUCUAUGAGGACUCGAUUAGCGACUCUCGAGCUCAGUUCCAGGCCGUCUGCAUAAUCGCUGGGGCCUUGCACGGCACCCGAGGCUUCUCGAAGGAAAACUAUGACACUCUUAUCACCAAGGCCGCACUCCAUGGAAGCAAGCUCCUCAAGAAACCCGACCAAUGUCGAGCAGUAUACCUAGCCAGUCACUUGUGGUGGGUUGUCGAGAACCCACAACGAGGCGAAGAAGAUGCUAGCAACCUCUACCGCGAUGGCAAACGCGUUCUUGAAUGUCUUCAACGUGCUCUCCGUGUCGCAGAUGCCUGCAUGGACACCGCCGUCUCCGUAGAACUCUUCGUUGAGAUCCUGAACCGCUACGUCUACUACUUUGACCAGCAAAACGAAACCGUGACAAUAAAGUACCUCAACGGCCUCAUCGAGCUCAUCCACUCUAAUCUCCAAACAAAUCAGGAUGAGCCGAACCCUAGCCUUGAAGGGCCGAAGCGCCACUUCCAACGUACACUAGAGUAUAUCCGAUCCCGGGAAUUCGAAGGUGUAGUCACGGAUCCGAGACAGUGAGAGAGAGAGAGAGAGAGAGAGAGAGAGAGAGAGAGAGAGAGAGGGAAAGAGAGCGGAAUGAAGAAAAAGGAAGACGAAAGUAGGUAGAGAAGGAAAGUGUCGGGGAAGUGGAUGGAAACGAGUGUAUGAAUGACUCUUUUUUUUUUAUUUCCUUUUAUUUUUAUUUUUUAUCGUGUGUCAUGAUAUGUGAUUUUGCACUUUGCUGUUUUUGUUUAUUUAUCAAUCCCUUUCUCUUCGUCUUUGAGCAUGCUGAAUAGUUACGUGUAAGAUUCCCUUCUGUCAGUCAAGUUGACAUUGCUCCCUCUUUCUUGCUUCUGCUUUGAGACGUGUGUGGUGAUCCGGACAGGCUAUAUAUUAUUGGUGUAUCAUCAUCAUCAUCAUCAUCAUCAUCAUCAUUCUCUUAUUUAUUUCCCUGUUCCUGUCUACCUUAUAUCGAGUUUCACUGUCAUAAUAGAAUCAAUCUGAUUUACAG